CCCAUAAGCAAUCAUUGACCUUAUGCCAAUAGCCUGGAGUGCCCAACGUGAGGAUCAAACUGGCAGCAUAUUGGCUAAUUGAGAUCAACAUGAGAACCCAUGACAGAUCAACAUGAACUUUGACAAGGCGCAAUCUACAUGUUACGUCACUCGGGGGACACCAUCCUGUUGGCUAGUUAGAGGGCCAUCUAAGUUGGGUCUUUGAAAGCCAAGCCGCAGUCACAGAAUUAUCUUCCUCGCAGAAACCUUUGCCAUGUGUGUCCUGACGAUAGCCUCGACCAUCUUUGCUCUGUUGGCCCUUACUAGAGCGGCCCCCGUUUGCGAGGAGCUUGUCAAACCUCUCCAUGUGGAGGACCUAACACCGAUGAUGGGGAAGUGGUGGUUCCUGUCGGGCUUCAGUGAUAAUCAGUCGUUCCGAAACAUUCUGAAAGUGUCUAACAGCUCCUGGAUAACUCUGACACCCUCCGGCCAGGCAGAAUCAUUCAUCAUGAGUCACGGCAAUAAGAUCGAUGGGAAAUGUGAAUUCGCCACUUCCAAUAUCACCCUUAAAAGCGGUGUAUUGCAUGCAAAGCAAAUGGUUGAGGGGAACCUGUUGAUUUUUGAAGUGACCAUCUUGCCAUCUGGCUUGGACUACCUUACCGUGAAACACAAAAUGGUGGACCUGAACAUCACUUCACUCUACAUCUUUGGGCGUUCGGCUAAGCUGUCGGAGACAGAGCAGCAAGCGUUCCAGAGACAGGCGGAGUGCCUGGGCUACUCCAGCCCAGCCCCAUACACCUAUGACGGAGUUACGGAGCUUUGUGACCCUAAGCACAAGCUAAUGUGUGAGCCCCUUAUCAAACAUCAAGAAAUCAAGAACACAACACAGUUGAUGGGGCGGUGGGUGUUCCUGAUGGGGUUCGUAGACCAUAAGAUCUUCCAUGACUUAAUGAAGAUUGCCAGUAGCGGUUGGAUGGGUUGGACACUUUCCCCCGAGACAGAUAUGAUCUCUAUAAGCCAAGGGAAUAGGCUGAAUGGACAGUGCAUGAUCACCAGCAGUAACGGCACCAUCUCGGACAGCGUUUUCCGCGGAUCUGCCAUGUAUGCAGGGCACCUGAUGACCACAGAGGGCUGGUUUUUGCCCUCGGGCACAGACAUCCUCGUUAUGUAUAGCAAAAGUCAAAGUGGGGACCAGAACAUCUGGGCACUCCACAUGUUUGGCCGGUCAAGUAAAGCAUCAGCCACAGACUUUGUAAAUGUUCAGAAACAAGCGGAGUGUUUGGGAUGGAUUGGACCAGCCCAUUAUACAUAUGAUGGAGUCACAGAGCUUUGUGAGAAAUCGCCUGAAUCAUCUGAAGACAAGGUUGUGGACUAAUCCAAUCAACUAUUGUCAAAUUAACCUUUCAAAAUGACAAGUGUGUGUAUGAGAAUGUUUUGUUAACAUAAUCAUUUGAGAAAAAUCACUUCUAUUCUCAGCUUUGUGUUGUUAUUUCACUAUGCUGUAUUGUAUCAUGCUCUGAACCCAUUUGAAUAUUUGCUCUGUAGAUCUAGCUGGCCACCCUCACAGAAAACCCACAAACCAAUCACAAUCACAACAGAGGAGUAUGGUUAGUACAGUGUUGUUUAAAACAACCAAAGGCUGAAAGGAGAGUUUAAUGUACUAAUUAAAGUCUAAUAUCAAGGCUUGGAAGUAAAGAAAGAAUCCCUAGACCAACACACACAUGCAUGUCCUUUAGCAAAAAAUAAUAUUCUUAUCCUAUACCAGAUUUCUGCAAGACCAGACAAGGUCAAGUUUGGUGUCAUUAAAAGGUUUAUAUUACCUAAGAUUCAUAGGUCUAGGCUACAGAACUGAAAUCUAUUCCACAGAACAUAAACUGCAGAUUGUCCAUUUAGAAAUCUGUUGAUUUACUGAGUUCAUUGUGUCCCAUGGCAGUUUAACCCAUAAACAUAAUCAUUAACCUUAUUGCAAUAGCUUUGAGGAUAUAACGGGAUGAAGCAAACCCAUAAAUUGGCAGAACCUUGGCUAACGGAGAUAUUUCUUUCAAUGGGCAGAAAUCCAAAUGAUUGCAAAAAGGAUCAUGAACCCAUGACAGAUCAACAUGAACCUUGGCAAGGCACAAUCUGCAUGUUACGACACUCUGAGGACACCAUUCUGUUGGCUAGUUAGAGGGCUAUCCAGGUUGGGUCUUUAAAAGCCAAGCCCCAGUCACAGAAUUCUCUUCUUGUCAUCUGUCACAUGUAGAAGAGGAUGUCUCCCCGUGUUUAGCUCCUAUGCUACUUUGAAGCCUCUGACGUGUGAAAAAGAUUAUCCCUUGGGACAAUAAAGAACCUAACUUUCCUCACAGAAACCUUUGCCAUGUGUGUCCGGACGAUAGCCUCCGCCAACUUUGCUCUGUUGGCCCUUAAUGGAGCAGCCCCCAUUUGCGAGGAGCUUGUCAAACCCCUCCAUGUGGAGGACCUAACUCCGGUCAGCUGAUGGGGAAGUGGUGGUUCCUUUCGGGCGUCAGUCAUAAUCAAUUCCACCAGGAUAUUCUAAAAAUGGUUCUGCUCCUGGAUAAAUGUGACAUCCUCAGGUCAGGCAGAAUCAUUCCUUGUGAGACAGGUAAAAUCAACCGAAGCACACUCAGGUGACAUGAUAGAACCCAUGAGAGAUCCCGAUAGACAUCAUUGCGCAUCUGUCCAUCGUAUAAAGCCCACACAGACAAUUUGAUGGGUGCAGUUGGUUCAAACUGUUCUGGUUAGGGCAUAGUUGCUUCUCAAUGAAGACCAGACUGAAUUUCCCAACUGCAGAUUUUGUGGGCGGGGCUUCCAGGCUAGAUUUAACUCCCAUGCAAUGGAGAAUUCAGUGUGGGACUAACUGGUGGCCAAGCUUCCACAUUUAAGAUGGUUAACCAUGCUGUCUUAACAUGGUUAACCAUGCAUUCUUCAUCCAAUGGUUCAG
Alosa alosa (allis shad) is the source of this 2920-nucleotide messenger RNA. Its product is annotated as saxitoxin and tetrodotoxin-binding protein 1-like. The transcript is spliced from 12 exons. The record is from RefSeq and is a predicted model, not a curated record. Bases 254 to 1354 code for a protein of 366 amino acids. Lineage: Eukaryota; Metazoa; Chordata; Actinopteri; Clupeiformes; Clupeidae.